This is a messenger RNA of Nematolebias whitei (Rio pearlfish), 994 nucleotides long. It is a transcript of the gene rabl3, whose product is annotated as RAB, member of RAS oncogene family-like 3. The transcript is spliced from 8 exons. The record is from RefSeq and is a predicted model, not a curated record. NCBI's taxonomy places the organism in Eukaryota, Metazoa, Chordata, Actinopteri, Cyprinodontiformes, Rivulidae. Gene Ontology annotation, biological process: intracellular protein transport. Gene Ontology annotation, cellular component: endomembrane system. Gene Ontology annotation, molecular function: GTPase activity. The coding region runs from base 6 to 707 and encodes 233 amino acids.
AAAAAAUGGCUACCCUUGAUAGAGUAAAAAUAUUAGUUUUGGGAGAUUCCGGGGUGGGCAAGAGUUCCUUAGUUCACCUGCUGUGUCAGAAUCAAGUUUUAGGGAAUCCAUCUUGGACUGUUGGCUGCUCUGUGGAUGUACGGAUUCAUGACUACAAAGAGGGAACCCCAGAGGAGAAAACCUUCUACAUUGAACUUUGGGACGUUGGAGGAUCUGUUGGCAGUGCCAGCAGCAUCAAAAGCACAAGAGUGGUCUUCUACAAUUCUGUCAAUGGAAUUGUAUUAGUACAUGAUUUAACAAAUAAGAAAUCGUCUCAGAAUCUGUACCGCUGGUCAUUAGAAGCUUUAAAUAAAGAUUCCUCUCCAACAGGAGUCAUCGUCUCAAAUGGUGAAUAUGACAGAGAGCAGUUCAUUGAGAACCCAGUGCCUUUAUUGCUGAUUGGAACCAAGUUGGAUCAGAUUCCAGAGAGCAAACGGAAUGAAGUUCUCACUCGGACGGCGUUCCUGUCUGAAGACUUUAAUGCAGAGGAGAUCAAUCUCGACUGCACCAACCCAAAAUACCUUGCUGCUGGCACAACAAAUGCUGUGAAACUUAGCAGGUUCUAUGACAAGGUAAUAGAGAAGAGAUAUUUCACCAGAGAUCCAAGUCAGAUGACAGCUUUCACAGACAGAAAGAGAUUCAACUUCAAAAGUUUGCACUAUGACUAACCUCCACGAAUGCACAUGCAGCGGCCUGUGGUUUUACUUUUACACCUGGCACUCGCACCCUCUAACUCUUGGCACUCACAGAAAAUGAACCAACCUCUUCCACUUCCUGUGACUGGCAUGAAACUUGUAGAAUCGACUAUAUAAAUAUUGUAUCUGUAAAAUAUUAAUUAAAAAAAAAACUUUUACAUAUAAUUUACAAAAGGGCUUUAAGCUGCUUUGAGAAAUAAAGAGACAUACAAAUAUUUUAUUGUAGAUUUUGUAAAUCAUUUUCUCUGGUACAUGCAAAA